Molecule: messenger RNA, 864 nt
Organism: Striga hermonthica
Lineage: Eukaryota; Viridiplantae; Streptophyta; Magnoliopsida; Lamiales; Orobanchaceae
Source: the annotation of a GenBank genome assembly
AUGGCGGUUCAAUUCCUCAGCUAUCCCAAUCUCACCGAGGCAGCGGCGGCCCGAGAACCCAUACCCGCCGGAUUAAUAUCACCGGAGCAUUUGAACCGAGCGGUUUCAAACUUCAGAAAAGUGACUUCAGUGCUGAACAGGACCGGCCACGCCCGGUUCAGGCGCGCACCGGCUCAACCGCACCACAGCCAACCGCCUCCGCCGACGUUGGCUCCGAUUCAACCCCAAACUCUGAAUCUGUUCUCGAUUUCACCAGAGGAGCGAGCUCCGGCGGCCGAUCGGCCGUUGACAAAUCAAUUCACCGAAGUCAGCGGUCGUCUUGCGAAGAAUCAAAUGGAUUUGCCGGCAGCAGCGGCGUCCACGUCGGGGAACUCAUCGUCGACUCUCGCGUCGACGACUAGCGGCGAAGGCAGCGUGUCGGGCGGGAAAGGUGGAUCCCCGCCCACGGCUCCAGCGCCGGCUUUCUCCUCCGGCAAGCCGCCGUUGUCUGGGAAGAGGUGUCGCGAGCACGGCCAUACUGACAGCAUCUCCGGAAAGACCUCCAACUCUUCGCGCUGCCAGUGCACUAAGAGGAACAAUAAGGUGAGGAAAACGAUUCGAGUGCCGGCUAUCAGCUCAAAAGCGGCCGAUAUCCCGCCGGACGAGUACUCGUGGAGAAAGUACGGCCAGAAGCCGAUCAAGGGCUCUCCAUACCCACGGGGCUACUACAAGUGCAGCGCGGCGAGGGGCUGUCCGGCGAGGAAGCACGUGGAGAGGGCCACCGACGACCCGGCGGUGCUGAUCGUAACCUACGAGGCGGAGCACCGGCACAUGGAGGGCGCGAUGCAGGUGAUCCCGGCCGCGAGGGAGCACAGCACACAGUAG